Messenger RNA from Phycomyces blakesleeanus NRRL 1555(-), 1008 nucleotides. RefSeq lists its product as hypothetical. The record is from RefSeq and is a predicted model, not a curated record. Bases 1 to 1008 code for a protein of 335 amino acids. Lineage: Eukaryota; Fungi; Mucoromycota; Mucoromycetes; Mucorales; Phycomycetaceae. The transcript is spliced from 3 exons.
AUGCUUCUUAUCACCGGCGCCGACCAAUACGUGGGAUUUUCUAUCGUCUCUCAUCUGGCACGCUACGAACAUUUGCGUCCUUUGACGCGUGUCUUGUGCCAAAACAAGGCACCCUGUCUUAACUUUGCCAACAAGGGUAUCGAUGUUCGCCAGGUUGAUUACUCUCACCCAAACCAUCUUUCGCUCGCUAUGAGAGGCGUGGACCACAUUAUCCUUGCGGUAGGAAACGAAAAGGAUCGAGUGGCCAACGCAAAACAUCUCUGCCAAAUUGCAGCUCAGUCGGGAGUAAAGUCUAUUAUCUGUAUUUCUCAUGUCGGUGCAGUAUCUGGUGUUCACGAAUCACUCCAACAUUACGCACUCAUUGAAGAAGAAGUCAUAAACUCUGAACUCCAGUGGACUAUUAUUAGACCAGACUGGAUUCAGCAAAACUUUCAUCUUUGGGCGGCACUUGUCGAAAAACACCGUCACUUGGCCUUACCAAUGGCAGAGAAUACCGAGAUUUGCCCGAUCGACAUUUCAGAUAUUUGUAAUGUAGUCGAGCAGCUUGUGCUCGACCCAAAGGAAAAGAGACUCGUAGACUCUCUGGACAAUGACCACAUUGAUCAGGUUUAUACUCUCACCGGUCCAGCUAUGAUCAAUGGCAAACAGCUGGCUGAUUCUCUAAGCGAGGCAACUGGUUAUGAUAAGAUGGUUUAUCGUCAUGUACGGCCAAUGGAUCUCAACUAUUAUCUAAACGAAUUGAGAAAGGAUAUCUGGUUCGAUGCCCGUCUCAAACAGGAGAGAGCACAGUUAUAUCGUGAUUCAUUUGAUAAUGACAGCUAUCGCUCCAAAGCAUUUGCCAUCCCUACAGCAACCCAAAUCCAAACCUUUGUUGAUUACUUUGACUGGGUGACCAAAACAGCAAGCAGCAUCUGUGUACCACACGCUCCUAUGAUUACCUCUAUGCCAUCUCGGUCCAUUGAUGACUUUUUCAAAGAGAAUGCCAACAGCUUUAAGCCAAGAGUCUAA